AUGGGGGAGUCAGAGGUAACCAUAGGGGGAGAAGUUGUUGCAUGCACGUCCAAGUUCAAAUAUUUAGGAUCAAUGAUUCAGAGUAAUAGGGAGAUUUAUGGAGAUACUACUAAUCGUAUACAAGCGGAAUGUUGGCCCGUAAAGAAGGUUCUCAAACAAAUGAUAGAAGUAUCAAAAAUGCGUGUGCUGAGGUGGAUGGGUGGUAAUACUACGAUGGAUAGGAUAAGAAAACCAGGAGUUCAAGGAGAAGUCAUGAGUUGCACCUUUCUCCGCAAAGAUGCAGGGGAACCUGUUGAGAUUGUUUGGGCAUGUGCAGACAAAGAAACAUGA
Molecule: messenger RNA, 330 nt
Organism: Amaranthus tricolor (Joseph's coat)
Lineage: Eukaryota; Viridiplantae; Streptophyta; Magnoliopsida; Caryophyllales; Amaranthaceae
Exons: 2
Coding region: 1-330 (109 amino acids)
Source: RefSeq, a predicted model, not a curated record